Arachis duranensis is the source of this 1836-nucleotide messenger RNA. RefSeq lists its product as uncharacterized. Lineage: Eukaryota; Viridiplantae; Streptophyta; Magnoliopsida; Fabales; Fabaceae. The record is from RefSeq and is a predicted model, not a curated record. The coding region runs from base 1 to 1836 and encodes 611 amino acids. The transcript has 2 exons.
AUGCAUUUGUGGGAAAAGGGGUUUAUGCCAAAUUAUUGGAUUUGGACAGAACAUGGAGAGAUUGACGACAUAGGGAUUAAUCAGACGGGAUUCAAUAAUUGUGGGGAAGGUGGUUCAGGAAGUGGUGCAAAUGUGGAAGAAUGUGAUAUGUAUGACAUUAGCUGGGAAGAUAACUCCAGAAGGUAUCAUGAAAUGGUUUUCGAUUCUGUUGGUCCAGAGGAUCCUCAUGUAGAGGCUAAAAACUUUUUUGAUCUUCUUGAGGCAGCUCAAAAGCCUUUGUGGGAAGGUUGUGUGCACUCUCAACUAUCGAUAGCUGUUAGAAUGCUAUGCAUUAAGGCCGAGGGAAACCAAUCACAGGAGUCAUUUAAGCAGUGGGCCACCUUAAUUAGGGAAAUUGCUCCUGAGGGUAGUGCCAUACCUGGGGAUUACUAUGAGGCUAAGAAGUUAGUGCAAAAGCUUGGAUUGAAGGCAAUCAAAAUAGAUUGUUGCUCAAACAAUUGCAUGUUGUAUCGAAAAGACGAUGCUGCUCUAACUAGUUGCAAGUUUUGUGAAGCACCUAGAUUCAAGCCUAUUUCCGAUGGUGGUUGUAAGUCCAAGAGAGUUCCUGUCCGACGGAUGCACUACCUACCCUUAAUCCCUAGACUUCGAAGGCUUUAUGUGUCAAUGAGUUCAGCUCCACAUAUGACGUGGCAUAUAAAAAACCAACGUGAUGAUGGUGUUAUGACCCAUCCGUCACAUGGGGAGGCAUGGAAAAGCUUUGACCGUAUCCACUCUGAUUUUUCUUUAGAGCCUAGAAACAUUAGGUUAGGUCUUUGCUCUGAUGGGUUUACCCCAAAUAUCCAAUUUAGCAAGCCUUAUUCUUGUUGGCCCGUAAUUGUAAUUCCAUACAAUCUACCUCCUGGAAUGUGUAUGAAAGAUCCUUACUUGUUCUUGACUUGCUUAAUACCUGGUCCUAAUAACCCUAAAGCCAACAUUGAUGUAUUCUUGGGACCCUUGAUUGACGAAUUAAAUGAGUUGUGGAAUCCUGGUGUUUUGACGUAUGAUAUUGUAGAAAAGAAGAAUUUCGUCUUAAAGGCAGCAUUGAUGUGGACUAUCAAUGAUUUUCCGGCUUAUGGGAUGUUGUCUGGGUGGAUGACACAAGGAAGAUUGUCAUGUCCUAUUUGCAUGGAGGAUACUAAGUCUUUUACACUAUCACAUAGAGGCAAGGCAUCAUGGUUUGAUUGUCAUCGGAGGUUUUUGCCGACAAACCACCCUUAUAGGCGCAAUAAGAAUGACUUCAGGAAGAAUAAAAUAGAAAGUGAAGAGGCCCCUACCAGAUUAAGUGGUUUGGAGAUUUGGCAAAGGAUUAAAGGACUUGAGAAGAUAUCAGAUAAUGGAAAGUGGAUCAAAUCGCGAGAGUAUGGUAUUACUCACAAUUGGACUAAGCAAAGUGUGUUUUGGGAGUUACCUUAUUGGAAGGAUAACCUGGUUCGUCACUAUCUUGAUGUAAUGCACAUAGAGAAGAAUGUGCUUGACAACAUAAUGAAUACUAUUAUGGACAUUGAUAGAACUAAAGAUAAUGAAAAGGCUAGGUUAGACCUGGCUGAACUGUGCAAGCGUCCAGAUUUACAUUUGCGGCAUGUCGGUGAUAAUUGUUGGUCCAAACCUAAGGCAGCUUAUACUUUAACUUCUGAACAACAACAAGACGUGUAUAGGUGGGUGCAACAACUUAGAUUUCCAGAUGGUUAUGCAUCUAACCUUGCUAGAUGUAGAACUACCUACAAAUAUAUGGAAGCCUCUUGCCGAGUUAAGCCAGUUUUUCAAAGACUUGUGUUCAACCACUCUCAAGGUUCAUGA